Acanthaster planci (crown-of-thorns starfish) is the source of this 1988-nucleotide messenger RNA. It is a transcript of the gene mrpl10, whose product is annotated as mitochondrial ribosomal protein L10. Lineage: Eukaryota; Metazoa; Echinodermata; Asteroidea; Valvatida; Acanthasteridae. The record is from RefSeq and is a predicted model, not a curated record.
AGACGCCCAUUUCUUCGGAUCCUUUCACGUUUAAAGAGGACGAGGACUCCAUCAAGUCUAGAGGAGAGUUCCUUUUGUUUUUAUGGGGUUGGGUUUUUACUGAUCAUUUCAUGGUUCAUCGAAAUUAUGUAAAUGUUAUGUAGCCGAAUGGCUUCAGGUGCUUUCUGCAAGUGCUCAAAAUUAAGAGUGUCGGUAUGGCUGCCGUCACUGACAUCCGUCCGCAGCAUGAAGUCCGUCAACACUCGCACACCCAGACCCAUGCACAUCACCCGAGCGAAGCUGAUGGAGCUUACCAAGUACAAGAAACCCAAGGAUAACAGGCCCCUGGCUGAGCAGUGCUCCAUGCGAUACAAGCCCAAGGCUGAAACGAAGCCGCCACCGGUGGAGGUGUUUAUGGCCAAUCAGUGCCGAGAGCAGAUGCUGUCGCAGUCCCUCAUUGCCGCCUUUCACAACGAGGGGUUGACGGCGGAGGAGAUGUCCAUCAUAAGGCGUCGUCUACGCAAAGUGGGUAUUACGGUCAAGAUGUAUAACAACAAAGUCAUGCGAAUGGCAUUGUUGGGCACCCGGCUGGAGAACAUGAGCCCGCUGCUUGUUGGACAAAAUGUGUAUGCCGUGAGUGACAAACCGCUCGUCAAGGAGCUGCUCAAAGCGACCAAGAAGAUCCCCAAGAUUCACUUGCUCGGCGGUCUAGUGGAAAACAGACUGAUGUCAGCCAAACAGAUGGCUGAAUUCUCCCAGCUUCCCGAAAAACGUGUCCUACAGGGAGAGCUGGCUGGCAUACUGAGCCAAUCGGUGGGGUCUACAUACAGUUUGCUGCAGAGGCACCAGCAGACACUGGUAACCAAUCUCAGCCAGUGGAUCAAACAGAGGCAGGAGACUAGCAUAUGACGUCCACAAGAAUGGGGCAACAGGAACAACGCCUUUCUCACCUCACACUGAGCAUGCCUGUAUGCAUACGCAUGGUAUUCAUUGCUGAACUGGUCCCAGACUACCAAACCAGUGACACAUGUACAUGUAUAACCAAUAUAGCUGGAAAUGUAGACGUGUAGAUGUACCAGUGGACCUCUUGUUAUCAUAGCAUGUACACUGAAACCCCGGAACUCCAGAAAUGCCAGUACACGUGUCUGCCUUUCCAAAAACUAGCCUUGAAGGAGGAGGCUUCCUUUCUAUUAUUCUUGUACAUUUCCAUAUCUGCAUUGGUUUUACUCCUGUACAGAAACUCCUUCACUUUACGCUUACAGAUUGCGAUGCACAUAAAAACAUGUCUAUGAAAAGGCACCUGUUUAAAGAUGUAUACCCAUAAACAAUGCCCAUGACUACAGUGCUUUCUGAAGAUAUCUUUUGUUGACAUUGUCACUUUGAAAUAUCAACCUUAACAGGGGCAGAGGAUGUUGUCCAACAUUGAGAUCACGUGUAGUGUCUUUGGUCUGGUGCUAUUUGUUCAAAAGUUGAACCAAUACAAGUGCUUAAGUUUUAUUUCUUUAAAUGAAUUGUUCACGGAAAUUUUUCAUUUUUCAGUGUUAGCUUGGUUUCAUUUCCCAGAGGCCCAUAUACUUCAGGUGGGCACAUGUUUUGGGCAAAAUUGUCAGUGUCUCAGGGUCACUAAACAUUCACCUCUCCUCAUUCCAAGUUGUGGUGGAUUUUGAGACGCAAGCCUCCAUGACUAUGGAUCAACAAGUAUGGUACACUGUACAGCAACUGAGAUUGAUACUUCCCUUACAGGUACUAUGGUAGUUCAGUCAUUGAUUGUAUGCAUUCCAUGGUGUUUGCAGUUCUGGUCUUAUGUAAAAUUUUCCAUUAUUUGAACAUGGAAUAGAAGCUAUUCAUAUGGUUUGUGGCUUUAUUGGCGUUUCCAAAAAUACACUUCAAAAGAAACUACACGAUACACAUUCUUUCAUAAAUUGGCAUAUCAAUGUGCAUAAUCUCUUUAAUAAUUUGUCACAGCUUGUGAAUUCUAUGAGUUACCAUUACAUACAAUGCUGCCAUCA